CGUAAAAGGUAUCUACGAACUCGAGCAUCGGAUAAGAACCCGACUCCCCCGUCGACGCAACCACAUCAAACGAUAGGUUCCGGCUCAUGGCUCAGAUCCAAGGUUCUGCCGGCCUUCUCGUCAUGGUUCCAGCCCCACCGGAUCUACAAUCCAAAAGAAUCGUUCUUCCCGUUCCCCAAGAUCACGUUUCUUAUUGAUCGACCUCCAAAGUUGGAGUGCCAGAUAUGCCGUCAGGCCCACUGCGAGAUCAAGUCAGAUACAGCACCAGUUGACGACACGACCUUUAGCAUUAUGCCGUGCGGGCACGCAGCAUGCUCACGGUGUCUCGACAAGUGGUUACGUAGACAUGAGAGUUGUCCCUUUUGCCGGAGUUGCUUAAAAUAUCCGGGCUGCGGGCACAGCGUUCCGGCGAGACUAUUGACAAAGGAGGGUUUACAUCUCUUGCCACGAACACUCCCGGACCGGGGCUGGAUCCCGCAUCUCUGCGCGCAGUGCCUCCGCGAAAGCUUAUUGAGUCAGGCGGAGGUGAGGUUCCGGCAGGCCACGCAAGAGUUUCGAGAGGCAAGACGGCGCUUCCACGAGACUGGGGCGGCGGCCGAUGAGGAUGUGCUGCUAGUGAAGCGGGAAGAGUUCGAGACGGUGCUGCGGGACGAAGUUUACCAAAGGCAGUUGAGCACGUGGUUGACA
Fusarium vanettenii 77-13-4 is the source of this 687-nucleotide messenger RNA. RefSeq lists its product as uncharacterized. The annotation marks the transcript as partial. The record is from RefSeq and is a predicted model, not a curated record. Lineage: Eukaryota; Fungi; Ascomycota; Sordariomycetes; Hypocreales; Nectriaceae. The transcript has a single exon.